GGGUGCGUAAUUUUUAAAGCUCCGAGGGAGGAAAAUGCUAAAAUCCCAAACCCUGGGUAAGUUUCUGCAAUUAUUUCAAUUUGUUACUUAACAGAGGACUCAUUGACCCACUUGACCAUUUUCGAAGUCCCUCCCGAUCCGUCAUUUCACUAAACCCUAAACCUGUUGGUUCGGAUAAAUCGCAGAAGCUGUUCUGUGGCCGUAGCUUCUCUGCUUCAAUAUGAGUAGGCCCAUGGAAGAGGAUGGAUCUGCUGCCAAGAAUGAGGAGGAGGAAUUCAACACCGGGCCACUGUCGGUUCUGAUGAUGAGUGUCAAAAAUAAUACACAGGUGCUCAUUAACUGCCGAAAUAACAGGAAGCUUCUUGGACGCGUGAGAGCUUUUGAUCGUCAUUGCAACAUGGUUCUUGAAAAUGUCAGGGAGAUGUGGACAGAGGUCCCAAAGACAGGUAAAGGCAAGAAGAAGGCCCAUCCCGUUAACAAAGAUAGGUUUAUCAGUAAAAUGUUCCUUCGAGGGGAUUCGGUUAUUCUUGUCCUUAGGAAUCCCAAGUGAGAUGUUUAGGUUCCUUGGUUGGACAAGCUGAUUAGAUACUCCAAAGUCCUGUUUUAAUCCCCCCUUUUGUACUUCCGAACUAACUAAAUGGCUGUUAGAAGAUGUGGCUGUCAUUACAAUUCAUCUCAUCGUAGCUGCUGCAAAUCAUGUAUUUGUUUGAUGUGCUUGUGAGUUGCUCUAUAUGACUACAACCUUAGGUUUGCAUUGUGCCAAAUCAAAUGAAAUUUAAAUGUCUUAAAUAUAACUAA
This is a messenger RNA of Malania oleifera, 798 nucleotides long. RefSeq lists its product as uncharacterized. The transcript has 6 exons. The record is from RefSeq and is a predicted model, not a curated record. Gene Ontology annotation, biological process: RNA splicing; spliceosomal snRNP assembly. Gene Ontology annotation, molecular function: RNA binding. Gene Ontology annotation, cellular component: catalytic step 2 spliceosome; U1 snRNP; U4/U6 x U5 tri-snRNP complex. Bases 221 to 550 code for a protein of 109 amino acids. Lineage: Eukaryota; Viridiplantae; Streptophyta; Magnoliopsida; Santalales; Ximeniaceae.